Molecule: messenger RNA, 1509 nt
Organism: Asparagus officinalis (garden asparagus)
Lineage: Eukaryota; Viridiplantae; Streptophyta; Magnoliopsida; Asparagales; Asparagaceae
Product: ATP-dependent DNA helicase PIF1-like
Exons: 1
Coding region: 1-1509 (502 amino acids)
Biological process (GO): telomere maintenance; DNA repair
Molecular function (GO): DNA helicase activity
Source: RefSeq, a predicted model, not a curated record
AUGAAGCCAUUGUCUUCCAAAUGCCAACAGCACUUCGACGUUUGUUUGGAUAGCAUAAGAGAGUGCUUAGAUGAAGCCAUUGUCUUCCAAAUGCCAACAGCACUUCGACGUUUGUUUGCAACUAUAUUGGUUCAUUGUGAGCCUACAGAUGUUAAUCAUUUGUGGGAUAAAUAUCUUGAAUCAUUAUCUGAAGACUUCUUAAGGAAACCAAAUGCUACUAGAGCUUUGGUGAUAAAUGAUACUCUUCUCAAUAUUAACUUCUACUUAGAGAGUAUGGGAAAGGAUAUUAAAAAAUUUGAUUUGCCACCUUUACAAGCAAAUAACAUUACAGAGGAAGGUUCAUACCCAAGAGAAAUUAAAGAAGAGCUAGAUGUACAAAUCUCAACUGAUGAUCUAAAUGCUGCAACAAAACUCAACUAUGAACAACAUACUGCAUACACUACAAUACUAACAAGAGUUGAAGCAAAUAAAAGUGGAGUUUUCUUUAUUGACGGUCCAGGAGGAACUGGGAAGACUUAUUUAUAUCGUGCUCUACUUGCAACAGUAAGAUCGCAAGGUAUGAUAGCUCUUGCUACAACGACAUCAGGUGUCGCAGCUGUAAUAAUGCCUGGUGGAAGAACAGCACACUCCAGAUUUAAAAUCAAAAUCCCAACAACAGAUUCAUCUAUGUGUGGUAUAUCAAAGCAAGAUGGGACAUCAAAACUCCUUAGAAUAGCACGUCUAAUAAUUUGGGACGAGGCUGCUAUGGCUAAACACGUUGCAAUUGAAACGUUGGAUAGAACACUAAGAGAUUUAAUGGAUCAAGAUGAACCAUUUGGCGGAAAAGUAAUUGUAUUUGGUGGUGAUUUCAGACAAGUUUUACCAGUGGUGCCUCGCUCAACAAGAUCACAAACUAUCAAAGAAAGUUUAGUGAGCUCACAUUUAUGGAGAAAAAUGAUCAAACUACAACUUUCAAAAAAUAUGAGAGCAAAAUCAGACACAGCAUUCAGUGAAUUCCUUCUUAGGAUUGGGAAUGGAGAUGAACCAACAGUGACACAGGAUCUCAUAAAACUGCCUAAUGCAAUGUUGAUCCAGAAUCAAGGUGAUGAGCUACCGGAAGAUUCUCUCUUAAAUUCAAUUUUUCCAUCUUUAGACGAAAAUUUCAAGUCUAUUGACUAUAUGAAAGAUAGAGCUAUACUUGCAACAAAAAAUGAAUAUGUUGACAUGUUAAAUGAUAGACUAAUAAAAAGGUUUCCAGGAGAAGAAAAAGAAUUCUAUAGCUUUGAUGAAGCAGUUGAUGACACUAAUCAUCAUUACCAAGAAGAAUUUUUGAACACUUUGCUCCCUAAUGGACUACCGCCACACAAGCUAAUGUUGAAAAAAUAUUGUCCAAUUAUUUUACUAAGGAACUUGGAUCCAACUAAUGGACUGUGCAACGGUACAAGAAUGAUAUGUCAAGAUUUUAAGUACAAUGUAAUUCAAGCUAAAAUCACAAUGGGCCAACAUGCUUGUUUGUGGGAAAUUUUGUAA